UCUUUUUCUUCUUCCUUGUCCGGCCUUGCUUGCUCUCCUUUCACCGUCGUCACCAACUUCGCUCGCUCGCUCGUUACUCUCAGAAGCCCUGUCUACCACGCUCAUUAUUACACACCGUCUGUCGCUUCCAUCUCACGCUCGACGCACCCGCUGUCCCCCUCCCUUUUUUUUUUUUUUCGCCGUCUCCUGACUCCGAUCAACCGCCGUCAUGUUGGCCAAAUCCGCCCUUGUUUUCUUCUUCCUCGCUCUCUGCGGCGUUGUCGCGGCCUUGCCUCCUGCAUGUCUCCUCGAGGUAGUCAGGUAUGUAGUUUCUCUGCCCAGUGUGUAUGGGUUAGGUGGUCGAGAUGCUGGGCUAACAGGUCGUUCAAUAGCGCCGAGGGACAUCCCGCCGACUUCGACUCCCUCUGCGGUUCUCGCAGCGACAACACCCAGAAGGAGAUUGUCAACAAAUGCGGGAAGGACACCAAGGAAGCCCUGAGUUCCUACAAGCAGUCUUGUGGUGAGGCCGGAUACAAGAUCACUCUCAUUCAUGCGAACACUACUUCUUCCUCCUCGCCAUCUCAGACUUCCUCCGGCUCUGGCUCCAUGACCAGCUCCGGGGCUUCUCCUACCUCCGGCUCUGGCUCCCACCCCAGCUCCGGCUCCCACCCCAGCUCUGGCUCUGGCUCCAAGCCCAGCUCCGGCAUGGGAUCGUCUCCCACCAGCACCUCGCCCCCUUACACCGAGUCCAACGUCGGCUCCCUCCAGAAGGCCGACUCGGUGUUCAUUGCUCUUGUUUUUGCCAUUGUCGGAGCCCUUGCCAUGUAGAGCGCUCUCGUUCAGUCUGCUGCCCAGCCAUUACUUCUUGCAUCGCAUCUUGUAUCUUGCCCUUUCCGCAUUGCUUCCACUAUCCACUAUGCAGCGGCACCAAAUACAUAGUGUACAGUAGCAAAUUAGAAGCAUCGUGACGUGCGCCAUGUGCGUUGCUGUAUAUUCUUUUCCCCUUUUCUUUUAUCCUCUCAAAUCUAUAUAUGUCGUCAUAAAACAGGCCUCCAAAAACCAUCUAAAAUAACGUCAAUCAUUAAUAAUUAAUAAUAAUAUAAAUAUAAAUAAUAUAAAUAAUAAUAA
Molecule: messenger RNA, 1107 nt
Organism: Trichophyton rubrum CBS 118892
Lineage: Eukaryota; Fungi; Ascomycota; Eurotiomycetes; Onygenales; Arthrodermataceae
Exons: 2
Coding region: 280-807 (175 amino acids)
Source: RefSeq, a predicted model, not a curated record